This is a messenger RNA of Plutella xylostella (diamondback moth), 2696 nucleotides long. RefSeq lists its product as uncharacterized. NCBI's taxonomy places the organism in Eukaryota, Metazoa, Arthropoda, Insecta, Lepidoptera, Plutellidae. The record is from RefSeq and is a predicted model, not a curated record.
UUCCUUGAUUUGCUUUAAUUUUCCAGUUUAAUUUUUGUUUUCAUAUUUAUCAAAAUUGUUGUUAUACUCACAAAAAAACCGCUGCGCUGCCACUUACCCCAUAAUUCCAAGCACGAAAAACUGUUUACUUAUUGAAUUUAAGGUGUAUUCCUAUCUAACCUAUCAAAAUGGAGUUGGGUAACGGUGACCGUAAUAAACCGACGCAGAAAUCUGAUGCAACCCGCACAGUAAAUGAGAAUCAAGCAUUUAUGGAGGACCUAAAGAAAUAUCGAAACAAGAAACAAGAAAAGUUUUUCGGAGAUCUAAGCUCAGUUAUGGGACCUAAGUGGUAUCAGAUUUUAAGCCCGGAACAAAUAAAGUCCUUAGAUACCUUAACUUCUACAAUACAUGACGACAUCUUAGAGGGAAGGCCUACCCGUACUGCCAAGGUAUUAAAAGGUCUUGGAAUAAUGGAUCUACCCAAUGCAUCCAUCAUCUACAACUGUGUAGAAAGAGGCCAAGAGGAUCCAAAGAAAAUGUUCGCUCAUCUAUUUCGUCUAAGGUAUAAUCAUAAUUUCGAUUUAAAAAGACGAGAUUACGACUACAAUGCUAAACUGAUGCUAUCAGCUUUAUAUCACCUUGGUCGAGAAAACUUAGUUGAACAACUGAAGCAACGAUUCGCCGCACCCAAACCGGAGCCGGAGCCGGAGGCCACGCGUACAAGUGAGAGUGAGAAGCCGAAGCCCAAGAAGACAAAACCUAAAGAAGUAAAAGACAGUAAUCCUUAUGCGCAACCAGUGAAGAAGGCGGAGGUGUAUGUUCCGCCGGUGGCGAAGCGUCCGCCGCCGCCGCCGCUGCCGGACCUCGACGUGCUGGACGAGCCCUACGAGGACGAGCCCCUCGCGCCCCCCACCCCGCCGCCGCCACCUCCCCCUCCACCCCCUAAAAAGCGACUUGACAGCUCUAUAUGCGAUAAGGUAGCGAGUAUUCAACAACUAAUACUUCAAGCUGCAACCACAGAAACUUCUAACAAUGAAAUUAAGCCCAACGAAAAUGAUAAGAGAGAAAAGAGCAGAAUGAGUAGUUUCAUCAAAGCUAAUAAAAGUGAAGAGAAACCGGAGAAAAAGAAAUAUGGCAUGAAUUUUAAAGAGAAUUUCGUGAAAAAAAAGGUAGACAAAAAGCCAAAAAUGCCUGAAACAAAUAUGUGGAAUCAUCAACAUCAUAUCGUUGGAGUACAUCACAUAGAAGGAAAACCGUUUUAUGUGUUAGGAAACAUCCAUGUGUUGCCUCCGCUAGGACCUUAUCUCCACCUAGGGAUAACAAUGGUCAAAGGAGAAGCUAUUAAUAUAAAUGGUGGUGUCGUCGCAUAUCCAGCAGAUCCAACGCCGGAACCAUGUGACUGUAUGGAACAAUAUUAUGAUUCUACAAUCAAAUACUUGAACGAGUCGAAAUGUAAAUGUGGCCAUUAUUACGACUUUUAUCAUGAAGGGCCAUUUCCUGAUUAUGAACCUAUAUAUUUUCAUAAACCUACACCAUAUCAAAGGGGGCGUUUCGAUUACGAAAACAUUUUCGAGUUUAAUGAAACUAAGAUAAUAAUAAAACAGGAAUUUGAAGAUUUCUGGGAAACCGAUAGUGUUGUCGGCGAAGGAAAACCAAAAAAGAAGCGAACAAUGAGACCUAAAGCUAUAGAACAAACAAAACAACAGGAUGUAACAACUCACCAAAUAAUAAGUCCGUCAUCAGGAUCCAAAAUUAAUCAAGUAGAGCAAAAUAAAUCUCACAUACAAAAUACGUCUGAACCACAAAAAAACUAUAAUAACCAAGGAAAAUCAAGUAAAUAUCAGCCACCAAUCGACGCUAAACCACAAGAAACUAAUAAACUUAUACAACCAGAACCAAGUAAACCUCAGCAACAAGAAAAAAGAAAAUCUAUCGAAGACGGAACUAAUUUCAAACAGCAAGCUACAGUUAAAUCUAACCAGCAAAAUGUAAAUAAAACUAGCAAUGAGAAGAAACAAACUUCAUCAAGAGGCGCGAAACCCAAAAGGAUAGCCAGUGCACAUAAUGUGAAGAAGGAAGUGACUACAGAAGGCACCGCUGGGAAGCCGAAGACAUGUUUAGGAGACAACCCUCAGGUGCCGGACUACUUGAAGUGUUCGCUGCGGCUGAUGCGGCGCGACAACCUGGCGGCGCGGCUGCCGGACCUGCACCUGGCGCCCGAGCUGCACGAGUGGAUGCGCCACCGCCUGCACGGACCACUCACCCCGGAGCAGAAGGAGAAACUCGCCAAGAAAACCCAGAAAUUCGCAGAGUUGUACACGCGCGCCCCCAAACAGGCCGCCCAAAUAAACCUCGACGAUCCACUGUUCUCCACUCCCACCACUUGGGCUGAUGCCGGCAACCUCAAGAAGAAAUUUGAAAACAUAAAAAAGGAUUUUAAAAUGCAGGUCUUCCUCCAACAGACGGAAAUUGUAAAUACUUUUUGGGCAUCAAUGAAUCAAACUCAGACACCUAAUGAAAGAUUCCGACAAAUAUUCUUCGCGUACCUUCAAGGAAGUCCUGAUAACGUGCAUCUCUUCCGUCCGUACAACCCGAGCGAGUCUGAAGAACGCUAUUUGCGUAUGAAUAAGAGACGUUACAGGUGCCCAUUGAGACUCGAUUAGUACCACUGUAAAUGAUUUUAAAAUUUACAUGAAAUAUUAUUAUUUGCACUGAUA